Molecule: messenger RNA, 1067 nt
Organism: Hermetia illucens (black soldier fly)
Lineage: Eukaryota; Metazoa; Arthropoda; Insecta; Diptera; Stratiomyidae
Exons: 2
Coding region: 92-631 (179 amino acids)
Source: RefSeq, a predicted model, not a curated record
UCGGAAAUGGAGCUUAUGUCUUGUUUGCCGGGAAAAUUGCAAAGUAAUGCAUCGUUUACAUUAGAUUGAGAGCGUUCUCCAAAUAUCCCGAAUGUAUCUUCUCUCUGCCAUUGUCAAUAUUUUUCUUUGGCCCUUAUUUUUUGGUCCUAGCAUCUUUACACCGAUUGAGGGUCGUCCACGAGUGCACAUCACACAGCUCAGUUUUGAUUUCGAUAAAAAAUUAGCAAACGGAACUACAUGGCUCACCGAUGAUAGAACUAUCAAUGUCGUAUUCGAUUUAAAGAAGGAGCUGAAAACAAUGAAGUCAAGAGUUAAAAUGGACCUGAUUCACAGGCAACGCACUUUCUAUGCGCUUUAUUCAACCCGAGAUUAUUGCGACCAGAUAUCAAUCACGAAUAAGAUUUGGGCCGUCUUCCGGGAGUCGUUCCUUCAAACUACAAACUUUCCCUCUUCAUGCCCUAUUCCCAAAAGCACAUACUAUGUUCGUAAUUUGUCCUUCCCGGAGCAGUAUUUGCCUAGCUAUAUUCCAGCUUUAAACUUUGUUGUGGAAACAACAUUCCUACAUGGAAUGUACUUCAAUCAAGAAGAAGUGUUGUUGAAACACGUUACUCGGGGAAAGUUGAUUCCGUAAAAAUGUUAUGGGAAACUUAAAUUAAAUAUCUUUUCCUGAAAAUAAUGCACUUCUCUCUUCUGCCUACAAAUGACAUAAGUGAUCGAAUCUUAAAUUUUUUGGUGAUAUGUUGGAAUAUACCUUGGUGUAUAUAUUGUUAAUUGUUGCAUUAUGGUUUCAACCACCACCAUUUCAAUCAGAUUUUUAAAGCCAUGAACAAUAUUAACUUUCAUCUAAGCUUGGAUACCAAAAUGUUAUUAUUAUAUAUCUAUGUAUGCCUGUGCACUCCCGAAUGUAUUUGAGCCAGUUUGUAAAGCAAAUAGGGUGUAGUGCCUAUUUGUUUUUCUGGUAGUUGUUGUUCGCACAUCCCUUGUGAUGUAGAAACUACGAGUACCUACGAUAGUAAAUUUUACUUCAUAAUUGUCGGGAACUUUUGUGUAAUUGAUAAAUUGUAGUU